Molecule: messenger RNA, 2893 nt
Organism: Pisolithus orientalis
Lineage: Eukaryota; Fungi; Basidiomycota; Agaricomycetes; Boletales; Pisolithaceae
Product: ATP-dependent RNA helicase
Exons: 12
Coding region: 335-2584 (749 amino acids)
Cellular component (GO): nucleolus
Molecular function (GO): RNA helicase activity; ATP binding; nucleic acid binding
Source: RefSeq, a predicted model, not a curated record
GGUUGCUCUUCGGGGCCAGUUGCCGCAGAGAAAAAGCUGGGUCAAUAAACCCCCCAUUCCAAUAUUUUCAAUCUAAUCCGCUAGACGUAAAGUUCUUCCGUCGUGCUAAACAUGCUGCCUUCCCUACAAUUUUUUCUGAGAGUUGCACGUGUGCCUGGUCGAUCACUUGGCUGCUAUUGAUGCCGGACCUCGAAUUGUACUCCGACGGCGAAGCUAACCAAUAUGUUUCACUGCAUUAACAAAGGUGCAAGACUUUGAUUUCAGGAUCAACUAGCUUACCGUUUACGUACUAGUACCAGUCGAUCAUACAGGCCAAAUUUUCCCAAGGGAACAUAUGAAGGAGCCCACAAAGAUGGAGGCGAACUUGUCCAAGACAAAAUUGAAACGAAAAGCGAGCUCGCAGCGUGGCUCCUCGAGAAAACGCGUAAAGGCUUCUUUCACAUCAGCGGAGAGCCUACCGUGGAAAGCCGUUUCGAAAUCUGUGGGGUCAGGCCUUGAAGAAGACGACGGCAUUUUGGAACUGGAGGAGGUCGACGACGUUGAAGUGAUCUAUGAAAAUACGGAUCGAGGACGAGUUGUAAAAUUCAACGUGCUCCAGACGCCUGACGACGAGAGCCUAGGCAGUGACGAAGAGCCUGCUCAUGAUCAUCACUCACCUUCAGAAGCAAUCGAGGCGAAUGAAUCUCAUUCUCCCCCGUUAUGCACCUUCGACAGUGCAGCGCUGUUACCCGACUGGCACCACUUCACCCUCCACCCUCAUAUCCUUCAAGUUCUCCACUCACGCAAAUUCAUCUCUCCCACUCCUAUCCAGUCCAAAGCUAUUCCACCCGCUCUAUCUGGUCGCGACGUCAUCGGAGUCGCGGAAACAGGGUCGGGAAAAACGCUUGCGUACGGUCUCCCUAUCAUUCACCACAUACUUUCGGGUCCGCGCUCGCCAACAAACCAGAGAGAGCUGCAAGCUCUGAUCCUUGCCCCAACCAGGGAACUCGCAUUACAGGUCUCAGAUCAUCUUAACGCAUUCGCUAGGGUUAUCGAUGGUGGUGUCAAGAAUGAGCCGGAAGAGACUGAUCUCACUGCUAGGGAGUUGCUGUCGGAUAAGCCAGGAGUAUCGGUGAGGCAGCAUGGGUACCACGUGCCCCUCGUGAGUAUUGCUGUACUUGUCGGAGGUAUGUCCGUACAACGACAGCGCCGUGUUUUGGACCGCUCGGUCGAUGUCAUUGUUGCAACCCCUGGGAGGUUGUGGGAUAUUCUUGAGGAGGAUGAAGCGUUGGUGAACCAAAUACGGAGAUUGAGGUUUCUUGUCCUUGAUGAAGCCGAUCGUAUGAUCGAGGCAGGACACUUCGAGGAAAUGGAUAAGAUUCUCCGUCUAACUAGGCGUCAGUCGAAGCGAGACGAGAUAAAACCUGAAAGCGGUGACCUGUCAGAUGCAGCAGGACAGCCGACUCGAGACUCGAUGCAAACGUUCGUGUUCUCUGCAACGCUCAGCAAGGAACUCCAACGUAACCUCAAAAAACGCUCACGGCAUAAAAGUCGCACAAAAGGUGAUCACAAGCCCCUCAGCACCAUCGAUGACCUCCUUUUACGCCUCGACUUCCGUGAUCCACAGCCAGACAUCAUUGACAUUAGCCCAAGUGAUGGUGCUGUAUCCACACUCCAGCUCAGCAGGCUCGAGUGCCUCUCUUCCGACAAGGAUGUGUAUCUCUAUUACUUCCUGUUACGGUACCCAGGACGUUCCCUCGUGUUCUUAUCGGCUAUCGACGGCAUCCGGCGCCUCCUUCCUUUACUAGAAUUGCUUAACCUUAAAGCAUUCCCACUGCACUCCCAACUAGAGCAGCGCCAACGGCUGAAGAAUCUCGACAGGUUCAAAUUGACACCAAAGGCUGUUCUACUCGCCACCGAUAUCGCAGCACGAGGUCUUGAUAUCCCAGCUGUUGAUCAUGUUAUACAUUAUCAGAUUCCGCGAUCCGCGGAUGUGUUCGUACACCGGAAUGGGCGUACCGCACGUGCGAUGCAGAAGGGAUUUAGCUUGCUCAUGUGUUCACCCGAAGAAAGGAGAGUUGCGAGAUCACUGUUAGCGAAGCUCGGACGUCGCGAGGAUGACUUUCCGGCAAUUUCGGUCGAGACGACCCUACUCGACGACUUGAAGGCUCGUAUUCAUCUUGCACGACAGAUCGAUCUACAGCAGCACAAAGUCAAGAAGCAAAACCAUGAGCGUCACUGGUUGAAAGAUACGGCAGAAGCGAUGGAUAUAGAACUUGACCCUGAUUUCAUGAGCGCCUCAGAGGACGAAAGCAAUCCUUCGAGACGCCAACAAAAAAGAACCAAAACAAAAACAGCUUCUCUGAAAGCCGAGUUACGAGAGCUGCUCUCCAAACCUCUCCUCGUACGAGGUGUAUCCGCGAAAUAUAUCACGUUUGGCAGUCGACCGAUUGCCGACGAUCUUGUGGAGGGCAACGUUCAUGAAACGAUGUUGGGCCUGAAGAGGACGGAUGCCGGUGAUGAUUUAGUAGCCGCAAGGACAAAGAAACCUAAGGUGAAGAAAGGAAAAAAGGAACCAGAGGAGUGGUGUGGUGUUCGUUCCUGAAGCUGUGACCGUGGUACGAGAGAGACGACACGCGGAGCGGGGAUCCACGGUGUUCUCCAUCAUAUGCAUAUGAUGGAUGCGUGGCGAUGUUGAUGGCGUCGCGAAAACUGUUGGGUAUGCAGGGAUAUUGUUGUGACCCUUGGCACGAGGCAGCAGGCUUGCUAUGACGUUGGCCGGCACCACUCACUGAAACAGUCGGAAGCUGUCUGUACAUACAUACGCGGGUGACGCUAGUAUGUAUGUACGUACCAUGGCUGAUGGCGUCCUUCCCACCCUCCAAAUGGAGAUGGAUGCCUCGAUACAAACUCC